This is a messenger RNA of Coffea eugenioides, 2463 nucleotides long. RefSeq names its product protein LYK5. The coding region runs from base 145 to 2175 and encodes 676 amino acids. The record is from RefSeq and is a predicted model, not a curated record. Gene Ontology annotation, biological process: protein phosphorylation. Gene Ontology annotation, molecular function: protein kinase activity; ATP binding. The transcript has a single exon. NCBI's taxonomy places the organism in Eukaryota, Viridiplantae, Streptophyta, Magnoliopsida, Gentianales, Rubiaceae.
CAUCCAGUUUCAAUUUUUCUCCCCUUCAGAUAGUGACUGCAGUGUUUUACUUAGCUAUUUGCUGCAUCCCUUUUCUUUAAAUAUCUUUGUCUAUCCAAAAAAAAAAAACACAAAAAUUUCCAGAGAUAAUUCAUCAAGAAAGCCAUGGCUGCUGCAACUGCAAUUUUUCAGUACAUGUUUUUACUCAUUCUUGUUUAUCAAUUUGACCAAUCGUACAGUCAGCAAAGCUAUCUUAACAACAAACAGUUUGAUUGUAACGUAAACUGGAGCACAGCGAUGGGAUUUAAAUGCAAUGGAGCAGCUAAAUCUUGCAGGUCAUACCUGACUUUCAGGGCAACUUCAACCUACAACAGUCCAGUCACCAUAGCUUAUUUGUUGGAUACAGAUGCGACUGAAAUUGCCAGAAUCAACAAUGUUUCGGAUGUGGGCAGAAUUCCUUCUGGUACUUUGAUCCUUGUUCCUGUAAAUUGUUCUUGUUCUGGUCAAUUUUAUCAGCAUAAUGCAAGUUAUGUGUUGAAAGGAACCGUGGAGACUUAUUAUGCUGUUGCUAAUGAAACUUAUCAAGGUUUGACUACUUGCCAGUCACUGCAAGCUCAGAAUUCGUAUAAUUUCAGGAAUUUGAAAGUGAAUAUGAAGCUUAAUAUUCCAGUUAGGUGUGCUUGUCCUACCAAAAAUCAGACUGCCUCUGGAUUUAAGUAUCUUUUAGCUUAUCUUAUAACAUGGGGUGAUUCUUUUGAGGCUAUUGCUAGCAUGUUUAAUGCUGAUGUGCAGAGUAUAUAUGCUGCUAAUGAGUUGUCUCCUAACCAUCUUAUUCAUCCCUUCAAUCCUCUUUUGAUCCCAUAUAAAUCUGAGCCUACUUAUAUCAAUACCUCAUUGCUUUCAUUGCACCCACCUCCUUCCCCUCCACAGCUGCCUGUGGUGCCUGCACCACCUACUAGUAAUAACUCCUCUCGCAAAUGGGUUUUUAUUGGAGUUGGAAUUGGUGUUGGUGUUUUGCUGCUUUUGUUGGUUGGCUUUCUUGUUUGGUUCCUGCGGUAUAGGCACCGGAAAGGUACUUCACUGGCAGAGACUAAGGAUCACGGUGAUAACAACUUUGCUUCUGAAUCUGUUGAUGUUUACAGGGCUUUGCCAGAAUCAGAAAGUAAGUCAUGGUCUGAAGGGGUUAAGUUUGCAAUUGAAAGUCUCACUAUGUAUAAGUAUGAGGAAUUGCAGCAUGCCACAGGUUCUUUCGCGGAAGCCAACAGAAUCAGGGGAUCCGUUUAUCGAGGCAAUUUUAAGGGGGAUUAUGCAGCAGUGAAGAUGAUAAAAGGGGAGGCACUAGAGGAGAUUAAUGUACUCAAGCAAAUUAGUCAUUCAAAUAUAAUAAGGCUUUCUGGUUUCUGUUUGCAUGAUGGUAACGCAUACCUUGUGUAUGAGUAUGCAGAGAAAGGUGGCUUGAGUGAUUUGUUGCAUUCUCAGAAUAAAGAAAGUGAUAGCUAUGGUCUACUUGAAAAGGAAGGUUAUUCUUCUUCAUGUACUUUGAAUUGGAAACAGAGGGUUCAGAUUGCUUAUGAUGUUGCUGAUGCUGUAAAUUAUCUUCACAAUUAUGCUAAUCCUCCUUACAUUCAUAAGAAUUUGAAAAGCAGCAACAUUCUUUUGGAUGGUAACAUGAGGGCCAAGGUUUCCAAUUUUAGUCUUGCAAGGCCUUUGAAUGCUGACAACCAAAAUGAAGGGAGCUUGAAUGUGCAAAUGACAAGGCAUGUUAUUGGGACUCAUGGUUAUAUGCCGCCAGAGUACAUCGAGAACGGAUUGGUGACCCCAAAACUUGAUGUGUUUGCCAUUGGAGUGGUGAUUUUGGAGCUAUUAUCUGGAAGGGAGGCAAUCCGUCAUCAAGGUGAAGUGGGAAAGCUUGGGGAAGAGGAGUUACUCUAUGCAACUAUUAAUAAGGUGUUAGAUGGGGAAAACGUGAGGGAAAAGCUACAAGACUUUAUGGAUCCUCAAUUCAGAAAUGAGUACCCAUUAGACUUGGCCCAUUCAGUUGCUCAACUGGCUAGGAAUUGUGUGGCUUAUGAUCUCAAUACUCGUCCCCUGAUGGCUGAGGUUUUCGUGACACUGUCCAAGAUUCUUUCCUCAUCUUUGGACUGGGAUCCUUCAGAUGAACUUGAACGCUCUAGAUCACUAGAUCAUGCCAGAUAGCAUAAGAAGCUAAUGCAAUCUUUGUUUUAUCAUAGCAUGAUCAGAGAAAAUCAAAUGGUGAGCAUUGGCCUGGCCAGCUUUCUUUGCCUAAUAGUCUCAAUAUACCAUGUUUCUGAUAAUAGGUACAUCCUGUGCACAGGUUUCACCUAAUGCAUUUAUUUGUCGCUUCUAGCUUGUAUUGGUCUUUCAGAUCUAAAGGAAACCCCUGUUGUGCAUUUUUUUUCAUGUAUUUGCCGCCAUUAGUGCAGCAUCCUCUGAAUGAAUGAAAUUCUCUUAUUUAUUUAAAAA